Trichomonas vaginalis G3 is the source of this 1428-nucleotide messenger RNA. RefSeq names its product VPS9 domain family. NCBI's taxonomy places the organism in Eukaryota, Parabasalia, Trichomonadida, Trichomonadidae. The transcript has a single exon. The coding region runs from base 1 to 1428 and encodes 475 amino acids. The record is from RefSeq and is a predicted model, not a curated record.
AUGAAUUGUCCAAUUGAAAUUCCCUCAAUUUCUGCGUGGAUUGAGAGGAACAAAAGGAUAUCUCCAAAUGUUAAAUUCGAUGUAACUGAUGGAGAUACAAAGAAAAUUCAAAGCUACAAAGCAAAUAAAGAAAGAUAUUUAACAACUCUCAUGAAUUGUAAAAAAAAUCUUGAAAUGAUGAAGAAUCAAGCUAUAAAAACUAUCUCUGAAGUUCAUGAUGCUCCAUUUAUGAAAUUGGGCCAUCUUAGUUUUAAUGAUCAGACUCAGAACACAGAAAUGCAUAAAUUAGUAUUCUUACAUCGAAAAAUACAAAGUAUUACACUGAAAUCUAGCAAUGAAACUCUCAAUAACUUGAUAGAAAAAAUAGAAGAUUGUGAAAAACUCAAAGAGCUUCUUCUUGAUCAAAAAAUACCUGAAAAUAUUGUUAUAAAAAUUGAUGAGACCUUUUUCAUGUACUCGAUUUCGAUGAAAUUACAAAAAUUAACUUUUAGAAUCACAGCUCUUCAAAACUACUAUUCUAAGCUCGAAGAAAAGACCAAAUUAUUUUCCCCACCAAAAUGGUUUACGGAUUUCCCUGGAUUUAUGCACCAGGCCCUUUCAUCAGCUGUUUCCCAUUUAGAUAAGACUCUAUCGUACAUACCACCUCAAUCUUGGGAGUUGCCACUAUCUAGAUACUGUUUUAGUGGUAUAAGCGACUACGGCCAGAAAAUUGAUGAAAUAUGUAAAACAAUUUUGACAAUGCCGCCACCGGACUUCCUCAAAAGUGUUCUAGAACUCGGUCUUACCUUAAUUCCAGACCAAGAAUCAUUUUCUACGCCUGAAUUAAGCGUUGGACUUUUAUUAUAUUUCAGAGUCAUAUUUGAUCGAUUGUACGAGUUAUAUCCCGACAUUUUAUUCGUCAAGAAAGAGAAUGAAGCCGUCAAAAUGGCUCAAUUAUCAAAUCUUCCUUGCGAAUUAUAUUUAUUACCGGAAAAGUCAUCUCCUGACCACAUAUCUACACAACCCAUACGUGAGGCAUUCCGAAAUGACUACUAUUACCGCAGUGCGACUCAGUUUUUGGAGUCAUCCAUGUUUUGUACGAAUCCCAUUGAUGAUUUGUACGCAAUUCAUAAGACAUUGCUAUGUAUUAAUAAGGCAGCAUUGAUGCAACGCAUGAAAGAAAAGGUUGCUUCGAUUAAUGACAUCAAUGAACUACUUUGCUUUGAUGAUUUGUUUGUUUUGUUCUUAGGAUGCUAUCUAUCAUCUGAUUUAUAUGAAUUUAUGAGUAUUGCUGACUUUGUUGCUCGUUUUUCACCUGCAUUUUGCUUAUCUAACUCUUUCGAGUACGCACAAGCAACUUUAGAAUCUUUGGUUACUCAUAUCAAUUCUAUAACUCCAGAUAUUCUUAGAGAAAGACUUGUCAAAAUCAGAAAUUCCCAAAAUCAAUAA